Molecule: messenger RNA, 2382 nt
Organism: Nerophis ophidion (straightnose pipefish)
Lineage: Eukaryota; Metazoa; Chordata; Actinopteri; Syngnathiformes; Syngnathidae
Gene: tmem170a
Product: transmembrane protein 170A
Exons: 3
Coding region: 49-723 (224 amino acids)
Biological process (GO): endoplasmic reticulum tubular network organization
Cellular component (GO): endoplasmic reticulum membrane
Source: RefSeq, a predicted model, not a curated record
CUUGGUGGCUAUAAUGUGUUACGGAAAGAAGGAGUUUACAAAUAUAGUAUGCUAUGUUUCAGAUUAUUCAUAUUUUACAUAUCUUUUUCUGUAUUUGUAGUACUAGCUAUUGUCACAGAUAAGUUGUGCUUUUACGUAACAUGUCAGAGGGGGCGUAGUAAUGCACCGAGAAGCUCUUUGCCAUCCGGUAACGAAGAAGAAAGCCAGAAAACAACAACAACAGGAACUAUUUCCAGUGCAAGUUCUAUCUUUCCUAAUACUCGGUCUUCCCCGAGAUCUUUCAAUCGUCAUAUUAUACAUCAAUGUGUCAUGGAGGAUUAUAGCGAGAAUGACAUUUUCCAGAAAAUGCUUAGUAUGAAUUUAGUGCCAAGAAAAAACGGCACGUACGGAAACAACGACACAUCCCUUGGCGACUUCUCAGAGAUGUGGUAUGGAGUUUUUAUGUGGGCAGCAGUCUCCUCUAUGAUCUUCCACCUUCCUGCAACUCUGCUGGCAUUCGUUGCACUUCGGCAGCACAAAAUGGCCCGACUGAUGCCCAUCGCCAUCCUCUUAAUGGGCAUUGUUGGACCAGUGGGUGGAGGAGUCCUCACCAGUGCAGCCAUUGCAGGAGUGUACAAGGCAGCAGGGAAGAGGAUGAUGUCUCUGGAGGCGCUGGUGUUUGGUGUGGGACAGUCCUUCUUCAUCCUGCUUAUUUCCUUCCUCCGGGUGCUUGCCACCCUUUAGCAGCGCCGGAGCCGCUUAGCUGCGAUUGGAAUCCCACUUUUCUGCUGGUCGGGCAAUUUUAGGACCAAACAGGCCUUGGGUGUGCUCAUGUGAUCAUUACAUGAUGUGUGUGGAGUUUCUCCUGCUAAAACAUCACCGUGGAGCAAACUCACAUCCAAAAUGUAGGAUCUGGUCCUGCUUGUUUUGUCCCUUGAAGCAGCACAGAAAAAAAAAAUAAGAAACUGGAAAGCAGCGGCACUGAGUGGACCUCGUGAGGCCCAACGGAUUGAUGAGAAAACAUGGCGUACAGAAGUUGGAAAGUCAUUCAAACAAUUCAACUUAGUUUGAGAUAUUGUUGCUUGGUCUGUUAAUGCUUGCCAAGCUGCACUAGUCAGAGAAAUGGAAUAGAGUGUCUUGGCUGGUGCUGUGUCGCUUUAUUGAUCUUAAUCCCUAUUUUUAUUCUAGGAGCCUACACCAGGAGUGUGCAAAGUGCUACACAGGGUCCAAUUUCGUUCCACAGCUUGUUUUUUAUCUACUCUGUGCGGAUCAAUAAAAUUAAAUGAAUUCGUUAUCGAGAUGUUAUUAGUAAUGCUGUCAAACAAUACAUUUUUACAAGUGAUUUGUUCGCAGUGCUCCCGCAAAGUAUUCACAGCGCUUAAAUUUUACCACACUUGCAGCAUAAUUCCAAAAUUUAAUACAUUUUUGUCCUCAAUAUUCUACACACAAUACCCCAUUUUGACAGUGUGAAGUUGUUGUUUUUAGAAAUUUUAGCAAAUUUGUUAAAAAUAAAAACUAACAAAUCACAUCGACCUAAGUAUUCACAGCUACAUUUUGAGUACAAAAAUGAAUUUAAUCCAUUAUGGAAUAAGGCUGUAACAUAAUAAAAUGUGGAAAAGGUCCAAACUUUCAGGAUUCACUAUAAAGUCAUCCGGAAAGUAUUUAUUAAAAUGUAGUAAAAAUAUUAAACUAAAACACCCUGGAUAAAAAAAACAACGCUUCCCAUCCAACUUGAUGGAGCAUGAGAGGUUUCUGCAAAGACAUAGUUGUGCCUUCCUUGUGGGAUCGUAUUCAAAGAGGUGUCAGGCAGUAGUUGCUGCCAAAGGUGCAUCAACAAAGUAUUUGGCAAAGGCUGUUAAUACUAUAUAUUUUUUUUGUUUGUUUUAAUGCAAUUUUUAUCAAAAAAAUAAAAUAAAAAUAACAUUGUCAUUAUGGGGUAUUGUCUGUAGAAUUUUGAGGACAAAAUGGAUAUAUUCAAUUUUGGAAAAAGCUAUAACAUGACAAAAUGUGGAAAGAGCGAAACAUUGUGAAUAGUUUACAGAUGCACUGUAUGUGAUUCAUGCAAUCUUUUUUUGUGAUUAAUCACAGAAGUUGACUUAUUUUUUUACUUCAAUGUACAGAAUGUAUGAAAUCGGCUCACAGCGUCUUUCAAUUUUACUGAAGUUUGCGGCUCUUAUGGACACCCCUGGGCUACACCAUCUGACGAGAAUAAAAUGUAUAUAUUUGAUGUUCUUAGUGAAGCAGGACAAUUCAAAUUGCUCUUCUUCAGUUUAAAUUGUUUUAUGAUUUGAGUUUAAAGAUGCAUUUUAUGAAGCUGGUUUUAUGUUGAGCAGUCUUUAUAUUUAUGAUUAGUACACUGCUUCAUUGUCACUACAUGUAAUUAAAGUCUUCAAUUAAGAUUUA